Molecule: messenger RNA, 1582 nt
Organism: Boeremia exigua
Lineage: Eukaryota; Fungi; Ascomycota; Dothideomycetes; Pleosporales; Didymellaceae
Product: actin family
Exons: 4
Coding region: 152-1288 (378 amino acids)
Source: RefSeq, a predicted model, not a curated record
GUGUUGUGGCAGUCGCGACUUGCGCAAGCUACGACAUCGAAUGCUUUCACGAUCAUAACGUACACGAACCCCACGACUAUCCCCGACAGCCUUUGCGCUAUCAUUUUCUCAUCGCCGGCGUCAAUCUUCGCUUAUCUCGACACUACCCGCGAUGGGCUCACGACUCCAUAAUGCGCCAAUUGUUAUCGACAAUGGCAGUGGAACAAUAAGAGCUGGAUUUGCGGGAGAAGACGUGCCAAAGAUUUUCUUCCCUUCAUAUGUUGGGCGGCCAAAGCAUGUACGGACAAUGGCAGGAGCACUGGAGGGCGAAGUAUGGGUGGGGAACCAAGCAAAAGAGUACAAGGGGCUAUGCAAGCUCAACUACCCAUUGGAGCAUGGUAUUGUCACGGAUUGGGAUGAUAUGGAACGGAUAUGGCAGUACGUCUACAACCAGGGCUUGGGGACGGUCAGCGAGGAUCAUCCAGUACUUCUCACAGAACCGCCGCUAAACCCACGAGAAAACCGCGACGUCGCCGCCCAGAUCUUGUUCGAGACUUUCAAUGUCCCCGCGUUAUACAGCUCUGUGCAGGCCGUCCUUUCACUAUACGCCUCAGGGAAAACAACGGGACUCGUUCUCGAUUCCGGCGAUGGUGUGUCGCAUGCUGUACCGGUCUUCCAAGGGUUUUCUAUACCGAACAGCAUCAGGAGAAUAGAUGUGGCUGGAAGGGAUGUGACGGAGCAACUACAAUUGCAGCUACGUAAGGGAGGGCACGUCUUCCAUACAAGCGCAGAGAAGGAGAUAGUCAAGUCUAUCAAAGAGGCAACAAGUUAUGUGGCGCUCGACAUCGCUAAAGAAGAGAAGGAGUGGUCCGGCAGCAGGUCAGAAGGCAAAAGCAUCGACUACCUCCUGCCCGACGGACAGAAGCUGAAGGUUGGUGCAGAACGCUUUCGCGCGCCCGAGAUUCUCUUCAAUCCGGAACUCAUUGGACUUGAGUAUCCUGGUGUGCACCAGAUUGUCGUGGAGGCGAUUCAGAGGACAGACAUGGACCUACGGAAGUCGCUCUAUGGCAACAUCGUGCUCUCUGGUGGCUCUACAUUGACGAAAGGAUUCGGUAAUAGGCUACUCCACGAAGUCCAGAGACUAGCGGUGAAGGACAUGAGGAUCAAGAUUCUCGCACCACCAGAGCGUAUUUACACCACGUGGACUGGCGGAAGCAUUCUCGCUGGCCUGAGUACUUUCAAGAAGAUGUGGGUCGAGAAAGACGAAUGGCAGGAGAAUCCGGACAUCAUUCAUACCAAAUUCGCCUAGACGAUGCGUUGAGACCUCGGUCGCAGACAAACCAGUGUCGCGACUCCGCGUCCCCACAGCACCCGCCUCCGCAAAUGGCUUACGGUUCGAGGAAGGCGGCAUUACGCUUGUGCCGCCGGGGUGUUAGUCAUAGGAAUCCGGUCUGCAGAACCGACGUCCAAAGAACAUCACAGGGCCCUGCACACCUGGCGUCGCCCGGAUCAACCUGCCAGCCGCAUUGGGACGGGAGUGCUACCGUAGUGUGUUUCCCCGCGUUUGCCAGCGAGUUUCCAAUUUGGGCGUGUUUCUGUUACU